ACCGUGGUUUAAAAUAGCUGAAAAUGUGUCAUGGACGGACUUUGUGGCCCGAGAAAUGCGGGAAAUGUAAAAACACUAAAUCGCGUGGAAACACAACACAUUUUUUAAAAUGAUAUUCAGGAUACCUAUAAUUUUUUGAGAUCAGCUAGAAUAUUGCCCAAUCGGCAAGGUUAGGAGCACUCCAUAGCCUAAGUUAUCCCAGUGAUCCACAAAAACAUAUAAUUAAUGUGAUAAAAGAUCAAUUUCUCCACGCUGAAUGCAUAGAAACGUAACUAAACAGUGGGUACCGAAAUUUCGGCACUACCUCUUUAUUUCAUAAUAGUAACAAAAUGCGCAACCGCGCAAGCAAUCUAAACUCGAGCGACAUUUCUAGCGUUGACUCUUAGAUAUACUUAAAUCAACGCUUCUAGUCUUUCCACCCAAUCUUUCCACCCCGUCCGUGUACAACCCGAAUGGAUACUCCAAACUUGUCCCUAACCUCCACGUGUUGUACCCUAACCCUAAUCCGGCGGGACUGCAUGUUUUGGAAAAGCACUCGAAUCUAUCGUAAUUCAUGGAAUUAAUUAACAAUUCCACAUCACGUUGAAUAAAGAUAGCAGCCGAGUGCAAUUAAGUCAUUUGACUAUGAAGUCUUACUUUAUGUGUGUUGUUAUUUCCACACCAGUGCUUAUUAUGUAUUUACUUGGUACUGUCAAAUUUAUCUUCGACCACGAGGGGAACUCGUGCGAGAUGACCUACAUGUUUGAAUAUCCUGAAUAUGUGCACAUUCCACUACAAGAAGAAAUCCAACAACAGUAUCCAAGAUAUGGAUUAUACGCGUAUGGCGAAGGUUUCACCGUAUCGAGAAUACGAGCUAUGCACUUCUCUGGUAUUCCAGUAUUAUUUAUCCCUGGAAACGCUGGUUCACAUCAUCAAGUGAGAUCAUUGGCAUCGAUUAGUUUGAGGAAAAGUCUCAAGGAUGGGACUCCCUUUCAUUUUGACUAUUUCACCGUUGAUCUGCAAGGAGAAUACUCUGCGUUGUAUGGUGGUGUCUUGAAAGAACAAAUUGAAUUUGUGUCUCAUUGCAUACGGAAAAUUCUAAGAUUUUAUGGAGGCAAGAUAGACAGCGUAAUAAUUAUAGGACACUCGAUGGGUGGCAUUGUGGGCAAAGGAGUGCUGCUUGAUCCAAAUAUGAAUGUUAGCCACGUGAAUACAAUAAUUAUGUUAGCCACACCCCACGAGGCAGCAUUGAUUUUUGACACUUCUAUAGCAACGAUUUACCAAAAUUUACAAAACCCCGGAGCACUUACCAAUAAGUCAAAAGUGUUGACCAUUUCUGUUGGAGGAGGACCUCGUGAUGUAUUGGUUAAUAGCAAUCAAAUUGUAGAUCGGACAGCUGAUCUCAACGUCCUCACAACGCAUGUUCCUGGUGUUUGGAAAUCUACUGAUCAUGUAUCCAUACUUUGGUGCAAGGAAUUCCUUCUUGCCAUAAUUCGUGCUUUAUUCGACUGUGUUGACUUGGUUGGAAGAUAUCCCAGAAUCACUUCAAACAAACAACACAAAUUAGACGUCUUCAAUUAUCACCUCUUACAGCGUUGUUGCGGUAAAAAGAUGGGUCAGUAUCAGACCAAAGUACAAUUUCGACUUGGUGGCGAAUGGAUCGAGGAUAUUCGUCGACAGUACACAUGGAAAGCUGCAGACCGAAUCGGAGCUACCAAUACAUCGCAGCUUUACCUAAUGAUCAGGUUGAUUGGUAUACAAGAUCACUUGACCAUUCAGACAACUAGAUUGGAAGCCAGAGAUUGGCUAUUUAUCUGCUCUGCAUCUGCAAUACAGGGUCAUUCUAGAGUAUGUGAAUGGGGCUGGAAUUUGACGAACAAAAGUAGAAUAACCCCGGAUGGCACUUAUAAGAAGAAAACGGCAGACUUGGAUCUGGCGGAGUUGAAGGCACAACACUUGACGCACGUUAUAAUCAGAAUACCAUCCUCUAGUUUUCAUAAAGGGCUAUCCAUUGACGUAGACCUUCAUCGAAAGAGUGAUAGAAUAUCAAGUUUCCAAAAUAAACAUAUUUUGGCGUAUUGGGGUUUCGGAAAACUAGGCACAAUAGAAUCAAACAUUGGAGAUAUUCGAUACGAAGUGGAUCUGGACAGUAAUACGAAUUCCGUAUUGCUUGAAGUAAUCAACGUUCAGUGCCAUCAACAGAAUCAUCGCCAUCACGCAACAGUUGAGCUUUUCGAGCCAUGGUCUAAUGGUAUCAGUCAAGUUCGGCACUUUGCUUUUGAAAAUCUGGUGCCAAAAACUGUAAUAGUACAAACAAAAAAUGCGGCGAAUAGAGGCAAGGGUGUUGGCAAUAUGGCUCUCAAGCUCAAAUUUACAUUAGAUCCAAAAUGUAAAUACACCAUUGAAGUGUUUAGUGGUGGGUUUAUAGAAACCCUGAGCACCGCAGUGAGAGAUCGUUGGCCAAAUGUUUAUGGGGUCAUGUCUGGACUCCUACUACUUGCUUUAGCAAAACAAGUAGAUCAUGAAAUCGGAUUGAUCAAAUCUACCAUCACCACUGUAAUCACGUUAGCUUUGUGCAUUGGUAUUGGCAUUGGCCCAGAAGGAUUUGUGUCCUUGGCUCUUCUACAGAUAUUUGCAGUUGUCAUUUGCUGCGCUGUUAUAAUAUUUGGUUCAACGGUGUACAACAUGGCCCAAAGGUUUUUAACACGCGCUCUGAAGUUUUCGCCGAUAUGGUCAGAAUGGUUGAUAGGAGGUUUAAUUCAACUGCCUCUGAUUGCUCCUACAAUAUUAUUGUCUAUGAUACCUGUCACAUGCGGAGCUUUAUCCAUGUUCAUAUUUAUCGGACUACAAUUCCUCAAACUCACAAGAUUAUACGAGGAUUAUCUAGAAGAACUGUUAUUAACCUCUCUGCGGUCUAAUUUCAUCGAUAGAUUUCGAGUUAAUAGAGAAAAGCCAAGUAUCGAGGAGCAGAUUCAAAGUGACAGUCGUACGGAUGGAAAACAGAUUGUAUUUCAGUUGAUACUAUUCCUAACGUGGUGCAUCGCUGCCAUUCCUGCUAUACCUUCAGUCCUCACAUGGGCCAAGAAUUACAGAUUCAGUGUCAAAUUGAGCACAGAAGACCCUCUCCUGAUGGCUUGCUGGAUAAUAUUAGUUACUUGUGGUUCGACAGGCAUCAAAUGGAUUCCUCCCAGCACAUCUGAUUAUCAUUCACAAGCAAUUGCGAUUGUAAUCCGAAUACUAGGAUGGACAGCGCUGGCAGUCACUGGAAUUGGCUAUCCCUCUCAGUACCAGUAUUUAAUGCCCCCGCUCAUUGCAGUAGCCGUUGCUCUUAUUACUAUCCGUUCUUUUAUUAAGAUUUCUAGCUGGGCGUAAUGACAAAUUUUAAAUAUUAUCUGACGUGGCAUCGAUCACGUAACUUCAAUUUGGCCAAAAUAGUUGCAAAAAUGAAACACUGGCAUGAUCAUGUUCAAGUUUCAUUUGAUGAAAUGAGGAAGUUCUCAAGUUCUCCGAAGCCAAAGUCGAGUCAUAUUGUGUACAUGUCAAUUACCGGAACUGACGUCUUUAUUUGAGUAAACAACGCAAUCAAUUCUGAUUUACCCAAUAAGCUAAAAGUAAAAAGAAAUUGGAAAUGACACAAAAAUUUGAAUCCUGCUGCAUUCAUUUUUUGAUCCCUUAAAUUGAAAUAUUCGAAAUUUGGCUCGCAAAUUAGAAUGGCUCAUUAUUCGAUUCAAAAAAAAAAAAAAAACGUUCUCAUUGGUUGAACCUGAUUUUUGCACAAAAAAACCAGAAGUGCCAGAACUUUUGGAUUA
Neodiprion virginianus is the source of this 3788-nucleotide messenger RNA. It is a transcript of the gene PGAP1, whose product is annotated as GPI inositol-deacylase. The transcript is spliced from 10 exons. Gene Ontology annotation, biological process: GPI anchor metabolic process; endoplasmic reticulum to Golgi vesicle-mediated transport. Bases 625 to 3351 code for a protein of 908 amino acids. The record is from RefSeq and is a predicted model, not a curated record. Lineage: Eukaryota; Metazoa; Arthropoda; Insecta; Hymenoptera; Diprionidae. Gene Ontology annotation, cellular component: endoplasmic reticulum. Gene Ontology annotation, molecular function: phosphatidylinositol deacylase activity.